AUGGCUUCAUCCCCUCACCCGCCGCCUAAAUACGUCAGGUCCGAUCCCACCGCAACUUGCCUGAAGGAUUCACCUCGGCCCACCAUACGCUUUGCGGAACUCGCCGGUGGGAAGACUGCGGAGUGCGCCGCAAUCUGUUGCUGCUGUCCCUUCGGUCUGAUCGGCCUCAUCAUCUUCGCCGUCGUGCGGCUGCCGGCGGGACUCUGCCACCGAGCUCUCCGGAAGCGGAUCCUCCUCUGGCGCUCUAAGAAGAAGGCGAAACUGCUUAGUUUUAGGUCUAGCUCUGGAUGGAACUCCGAGUCCAGUUCCGGAUCUGGAUCUGAUAACGGAAGCAGCGGGUCGUCCGACAAGAUCGGAUCUGCCAUGGAUGAGGAGCUUGUUGAUUUUACCCGCUUACGCAGCUCCUUCGUGGUGGUGGAAGGCGAUUCGUGGCCGGUGAGGUCGCCGUCGGCGGAGCUUAUUCAACUGGAGAAGGAUGUGUGGUCGAAAGUUUGCAGUAGCGGAUUCUGGAGAAGCCCAUCACAGCGGGAAGAACUCCUAACGGCGCAAGAGACGGAGUCUUAA
Molecule: messenger RNA, 564 nt
Organism: Phalaenopsis equestris
Lineage: Eukaryota; Viridiplantae; Streptophyta; Magnoliopsida; Asparagales; Orchidaceae
Exons: 1
Coding region: 1-564 (187 amino acids)
Source: RefSeq, a predicted model, not a curated record